Molecule: messenger RNA, 576 nt
Organism: Agrilus planipennis (emerald ash borer)
Lineage: Eukaryota; Metazoa; Arthropoda; Insecta; Coleoptera; Buprestidae
Product: ejaculatory bulb-specific protein 3-like
Exons: 2
Coding region: 72-434 (120 amino acids)
Source: RefSeq, a predicted model, not a curated record
GUAUUCACGCAGAUUAAUUGUAACCUAGCAUCAGCAAAUUAUACCUAUAUUAGUUACCUUUUGUAUUAAAAAUGGCUAACUCUACUUGGGUUUCCUUCUGCAUUUUUUUCGCAGUAUUAACAACAAUUUUUGCCCAACAUGAUAUUAUUGCUCGGUUACAAAGUAUUAAUUUAGAUGAAGUGGUUAACAAUGACCGUUUGUUCAACAACUUUUACAAAUGCCUGACAGACGAAGGGCGAUGCUCCAAAGAUGCAAAAUCCGUUAAAAAUUUGACCAUCGAAAUUGUAAAAACGAAAUGUUCGCAAUGCACCGAUGACGAAAAAUCGCUAAUCAAAAAGAGUUUAGAUUUGGUAAAAAAGAGAAGGCCAGAACAAUUCAAAAUCUUAUCGGUCAAAUACGACCCUGAAGACGUAUUGGAUGAACUGAAAAAAUGAAUGUAUCUUAUACGUUUAGAAGGAUUCCCGAAUCAUGAAUCAUCGAGAAUCCAACCAUGAGUGUCAACAUGUAAUAAUUGACUAAAUAAUCACCAUUUUUCUGUGUUAUUUUGUUGUUUCCGAAAUAAAUAACUUCUCUUAU